This is a messenger RNA of Linderina pennispora, 715 nucleotides long. RefSeq names its product DUF1777-domain-containing protein. Gene Ontology annotation, biological process: RNA splicing. Lineage: Eukaryota; Fungi; Kickxellomycota; Kickxellomycetes; Kickxellales; Kickxellaceae. The record is from RefSeq and is a predicted model, not a curated record. Gene Ontology annotation, cellular component: precatalytic spliceosome. The transcript has a single exon. The coding region runs from base 452 to 667 and encodes 71 amino acids.
UCUCGACCCCACUGUUUGCCUCACAACUGACUUUCUUUUUGUUUUCAGCUAGACACACGCGAAAAUUGGAACUCAAUCCACAGUAGGCGUCCCCUCUAUACAACGACAUCAGGCAUUUCUUUAAAAGAUGGGUCGGGGCAGCAGCAGACGCUCCCGGUCUCCUGACGACCGGCGGAGAUCCCGCAGGUCCAGAUCCCCCUCCCGCCGCCGGUCGCCAUCGCCCAGCCGGCGCCGUACCAGCACGCGCUCCGAUGACCGGCACCGUGACCGCAGUCGCCACGAGCGCCGACGCGGUGGAUCACGGUCUCCGACGCGUCGCCGAUCGCGCGAGCGAUACGAAUCGCGGAUGUCGCCAGAGCAGCAGCAGCACCACGGACGAUCACGUACAAAAUCGCGCUCACGGUCGCCAUCAGCGCACAGGCACCGUGCGAGAAGCAGCACACCGACGCCAAUGCCCUCGCCGAAGCAUGAAGAGACCAAAGAUCUGAGCGGCAUGACCGAAGAGGAGCAGAUGAUGGCGCUGAUGGGAUUCGGCGGAUUCGACUCUACAAAGGGCAAGAGCGUUGCAGGCAACUCGGAUGGUGCAGCUAAUGUGAAAAAGCAGCGCAAGUUCCGGCAAUACAUGAACCGCAAGGGCGGCUUCAACCGUCCGCUGGACAAGCACUGAUUUUCCAAAAUUUUUAUAUUACAAAAUGAAAUUUAUGUGGAAAAAUAC